Molecule: messenger RNA, 1449 nt
Organism: Corticium candelabrum
Lineage: Eukaryota; Metazoa; Porifera; Homoscleromorpha; Homosclerophorida; Plakinidae
Product: transcription factor 7-like 2
Exons: 6
Coding region: 66-1286 (406 amino acids)
Biological process (GO): regulation of transcription by RNA polymerase II; canonical Wnt signaling pathway
Cellular component (GO): beta-catenin-TCF complex; chromatin
Molecular function (GO): RNA polymerase II cis-regulatory region sequence-specific DNA binding; DNA-binding transcription factor activity, RNA polymerase II-specific
Source: RefSeq, a predicted model, not a curated record
GUGCGCAGAGUAGCAGUCUGCUGCAAUUUCGUCUUGCCAAGACGCGUCGUUUAUGAAAUUGUGACAUGUCUCAGACGGUGCUCGCUGCUGGCGGAGACGACAAUCCGCGAGAUGAAAUGAAAUCGUUCGGUGACGAGGGAGACGAAGCAGAAGCAGCAGAACAUCUUGACGACGAGCUCGGACUGAAACAAGAAUUAGAAAACGGCGACGACCGACUGGUUCGUGCUAUGCCGGCCGACAUGUCUGCAGUUGGAGUGAGCUAUCGAAGCGGCAUGCCCAUGUUGUAUCCUUGUCCUCCUUACCACGCGACUAACAUGGAACCUCCUUCAUCUGCACGGAUGCCUCUACGACCACCACCACUCACUGCACAGCCUCAAUCUGUCGUUGCAUCGACCUCAUACGAGCAUGGCCAAUCGUGGGUUCCUCGUGGCCAAACUGUUCCUCUUUCUGGUGGUCAGUAUAUGCCAUCUAUGAACAGUGGAUUACCUCGUCUGCAACAUCAUCCACAGCCCAGAUUUUAUGGACAGUAUCCUAUGCAGCAAGGUGGAAUGCAUGGGCAGAUGGGUAUGAUGAUGCCUUAUCAGCAACAGUUCCAACAAGGAGGGAUGGUCAUGCAACAGGCAGGAUAUCCUCCACAAGUGGUGCAACACCAACAAGGAGCUGGUAUGAUCCCCAUGUCACCCUCAGACAAUAUGACUCCCGGUCCACACGUCAAAAAACCUCUGAAUGCAUUCAUGUUGUAUAUGAAAGAGAUGAGGCAGCAUGUCGUAAAAGAAUGUACAUUAAAAGAAAGUGCUGCCAUUAAUCAAAUUUUAGGAAGAAAAUGGCACGCAUUAGACAGAUCAGAGCAAGCUAAAUAUUAUGAGAUGGCAAGAAGGGAACGUGCACUACACCAACAGUUGUUUCCUGGUUGGUCAGCAAGAGACAAUUACGCAAUAGCAAAGAAGAAAAAGAAGAAGCGAGACAAAUCACAGACAGAUGCAGCUGCCUUGAAGAAGUGUCGAGCACGAUAUGGAUUGGAUCAGCAACAGAAGUGGUGCAAGCCUUGCAGGAGAAAGAAGAAGUGCAUUCGAUUUACUCAGCUCGGUGACUGUGCAUCUGGUGAUGAGGGUCAAGGUGUUGUAGACGAACCAGUAACCACAGCCGAAGAGACAAAAGUUGAUGUUGUACAAACCAAUGGCAACGCAGUAGAGGAAGAUAGUGAACUAGGAAAACCUGUGGUCGAAGAACCUGCAGUGGAAGCUGAAAAUCAGACUGUUGAUAUAUUAGUGCUAAAAGAAGAGUAAAGGAUGUUGUACUAUAACAUGAAAACUAUUACUUCCCUACAUUGUGACUACUAUAAUUGUAAUUGUAGCCUUCAUGCUAGUAACCUCUUCCUACCAAUUUAGAGUCAUUGAAGUCGUUGCUGUUGAUUUCGAAUUUUGUAAUAAAUUUAGUUUACAUCAACAA